UUCUAUUGGAAGUGGGAAACAGAGUGUGCAUAAAUAGCCUGUUACCUGUGAAUGUCCGCACUGUACGAGAAUCAAUUGCAUCAAGAGCACGCGGCUUAUCGAGAAAGUUUUUAAAGUGGACAAAUUAAACAAUGUUUAAAUUUCGCACCAUACUGUGUGUCCUUAUUGCACUGAGAUGGUCGCAAGACUUUACGAGUGCGCAAGACUAUUGCCGUGAAACCGGUUGUAAAGUUGGUACGCAUACAAUGUGUCGUUUCAAGUCCAGAGCUCCGGCAUCUUCUUGUGGAAAGAUUCUAGUCGCUUCACUAAGUGACGGUGAUCGAAGGGCACUAGUAGAUGUACAUAACAAGUAUCGACGACUGAUAGCUUCCGGUAAGGAAACUAGGGGUCAUCCAGGGCCUCAACCUCCGGCGACAAAUAUGCGUAAUAUUACAUGGGAUAAAGAAUUAGAACAAGUGGCGCAGAGAUGGGCUAAUCAAUGCAACUUCGGUCAUGAUACUUGCAGAAUAGUAGAUAGAUUUCGUGUCGGGCAAAAUGUUGCAAUUCAAGCUACCAGAGGAACAACCGCAACAAGCCUAUUGUCGAGACUAGUAGACCUGUGGUACAACGAAGUUAAACUGUUCAACAAUACUCAUGUUUCCAAAUAUCGGUUUGAGCCAGAUGUUGGUCAUUACACACAAAUGAUAUGGGCAGAUACGCACUUGAUUGGUUGCGGUGCUAUCAGAUAUAUAGCAUCAAACGGAUGGAAUAACACGUAUCUUGUUUGCAAUUAUGGUCCAGCUGGGAAUAUAAUCGGACGACCGAUUUACAAUACACGUAACUAAUGAAAAUGACAAACUUGAAUUAAAUAGUGGAAAAUAAUGGGAUUUAUUAGUUGCGCAAGCUCAUGAUAAUUCACUGGAAUUAUUACCCGCAUGGUACAGCGCAACAUUACAGACACAAGUCCAUGUACAAUAGUGCACAUGAAAUUCUAAUGUCAAUAUAUAUGUUUUUCUUUGGCUUUAUUUAUUCAAACUAUUUAUCAAGUAAAAUAAAAAUAUUUAUAUUAACAAUUAAAAAUACUUAACAAUAUAUCAGCGUAGUUCCAUCGUUC
Cephus cinctus (wheat stem sawfly) is the source of this 1093-nucleotide messenger RNA. Its product is annotated as venom allergen 3. The transcript is spliced from 5 exons. Bases 132 to 824 code for a protein of 230 amino acids. Gene Ontology annotation, cellular component: extracellular region. Lineage: Eukaryota; Metazoa; Arthropoda; Insecta; Hymenoptera; Cephidae. The record is from RefSeq and is a predicted model, not a curated record.